This is a messenger RNA of Paramecium primaurelia, 1297 nucleotides long. The record is from the annotation of a GenBank genome assembly. NCBI's taxonomy places the organism in Eukaryota, Ciliophora, Oligohymenophorea, Peniculida, Parameciidae.
AUGAAAAGUGUGGAACAACUAUUUCCUCAAUUUGAGGUAGUUAAUAUAGUUAAAUAAAACUAAUAUAAGAAGUCACUCAUUGUGAAAAGAAGUGGUUAUUAUUACAUGUUGAGAAUAUUUACAUUAGAAGGUAUUCCAAAAGAAAGAGUGUAAAGUGUAAUUAAAAUACUUUCUAAAAUAUCAAAUCAAAAAAAUCCACAUAUUGUUAAAUUUUAUGAAGCCACUUUGGAUUAAGAUAUGACUUAUUUAGGGUAUUUGUAUAAAUUUGAUUAUUAGAAUAGUGAGUGAUUAUUUAGAUAAGUAAUAUGAAUAUCCCAUGCAAGAACGAGAUAUUUGGAAUGCAAUAUAAGAAGUAUCACUUCUAUGUUAUUCAUUUAGAUAUCUCAAGCAUUAUAAUUAUUUCAUCCAAAAAGAGUUCAUGGGAAGUUGCAAUUAUAGAAUUUGUUUUAAAGUUAAACAAAUACUAUUUUAGGAGAGAUGAACAUUCUAUUAUAUUUACACAAACAAAAUUAUACUGAUACAUAUUUAUUAGCUCCUGAAUUCAUCAGGACAUAAACUUAUGAUUAUAAAUCAGAUAUAUGGAUGUUUGGAUAUAUGUUAUAUUAAAUGAUGUUUAAAGAUCCAUUAAUAAUAGCUAAUAAUAUUGAUGUUUUACAUAAAAAAAUUCUAAAAGGAAUUCAUAUUACAUAUAAUCCAAAUUACAGUCUUAAUUUAAAUAAUUUGUUAAGAUUGAUGUUAGGUUAUGAUCCUGAACUUAGACCUAAUAUAGAAUAAAUAUCUAUUUAUUGUUAAUAAGCAUAAAUAUCUUAAGAAGAAAUCAAUUUAAAUAGAAUUUUACCAAAAUUUAAAGCAGAUAAAUUAGUAUUACAUAAAAGGAGAAUUGAAAAAUAACAUAAACCUGUUGAAAAUAUUGUAUAUUUAAGUGAAGAUAAUUACAAAUAACCUUAUUUUCCACCUUCUAAAGUAAGGAAGCAAAAUAAGAAAUCUUAAUCCAAACAACUUACCUCAGCUUCUGAUUUUCAUUAUGCUUAAAAAACAAUGUAUUCUUUAUCUCUGCCAAAAGUAAUGAAUUAUCAAUUCAGUAAAUUAAAAAUUAAAGAUAGUAUUGACCAGCUGGAUAUGUAUUUAUAAAAUAUUAUUUAAUAGACUUUAAACUAAAACUCAUAUUAACAAACUAUAAAUUGAUAAUCUUAUUAAACUCUAAAAAAAUAUCAUUAACACAACUUAAAGAAAUUAAAUUGUAUUUAAUCAAUAAGAUUAGAUGAUUAAAUAAAAAAGUCAAAGGGUAUUUUAUUGA